Molecule: messenger RNA, 3159 nt
Organism: Cutaneotrichosporon cavernicola
Lineage: Eukaryota; Fungi; Basidiomycota; Tremellomycetes; Trichosporonales; Trichosporonaceae
Gene: PDE2
Exons: 4
Coding region: 1-3159 (1052 amino acids)
Biological process (GO): signal transduction
Molecular function (GO): 3',5'-cyclic-nucleotide phosphodiesterase activity
Source: RefSeq, a predicted model, not a curated record
AUGCCGGGCACGCGAUCAGCGAUGCCGUCUGCGCCACUGGCAGUGCUCGUGCUGCUGCCGGACGCUCUCUCGGCCCACGCUCCAGGCCGCAACAAGGCAGCACCGUCUCUGGUCCCACGUAACUCGGGUAACGCAGUGCCACGACUCAGCGGCCUCGCGUCGUCGUGGACCACCAGUGCCGACGCCAAUGACGAGGCCGACGAACCCCCGAUCGUCCAGAGCCGCCGGCUCAGCCUCGCGCCUCAUCUUGAGACGAGACAGUCCAAGCCUUCACUCAGCCCCACGUCCAUGGGUGGCUUCUCGCCACUCUCAUCCCUUUCCCCGUUUUCCGACAAGCCGCGCAGAUCAGGCCUGAGCCCCAAGCCGUCGAUCCCGGACCACCUUGCCAGCUCGCCAGCGCUCAGCAAGCCCCGUGCCAGUGUGGCGUUCCCCAGCGGCCAGGGGCUGCCGAACCUCGGUCGCGGUCGUACGCAGAACGAAGGCGACGAUCUCGUGGAUCUCUUCCGUGCAAGUGGCGUUGAAGUGGCAGUCGUCCGGCAUGUCACCCACCUUCCGAACAUCUUGGCAAACUCUCAAUCGCCGUCCACCAGUCUCAGUACUCCUGGCUCGACAUCAAAGGUUCAGCAGGUGGUCCUUGUCCCUUUCGGAGACGCCCCACCUCUUCCCUCCCUCUCGCUCUUCCUCGCUUCGGGUACCACCCCUUCAGCCGUCUGCUUCCAGCAAGAUCUCAUGGAACGCGCAAGGAAGACCGAGGACGAAUUCCUCAACCAAAUUCUGGGUCGCAUCCAGAGUGUCAAGGACGUGAUCCAGAAGCAGAUCGGCCCAGAUGACGACCAGCCCAUUGUCAUCGGAUACCUCGCCCACGGCAGCCUCGGGCAGUCGUCGAUAAGUGAAUGUCUUGAGGCCGGUACAGCUGGUGUUCUGCACCCACCGUACGACGGCCGGACGGUGGCAUCGCUGAAAAUGCUCGUGACAGCCGCCAACGACGGCACCUCGUCAACUGUCGCACUGGCGGGCUCCCCGGCCUCGUCCGCUCUGCAGUUCUCGCCAAUCAUUGAAGAAGAUGCCAAGGUCGUCCUCACGCCGACAGCCCUGUCGAUGGGUGCUGAGCAUGAGAGUGAAAAGGUCCUCACAGCGUCGUUCUCCUCCCAGCGACGGCGGAGGAGCACCCAAAUAUCGCACCUGUCACUCAACCGCGUAGUCUCCGGCUCGUCGACGGGAAGCGUCGGGCUCAGUGCGCUCAGCUCUAGCAUCACGCAGGAAAUCCCAGCAGAGUCGCUACAGAGCACCUCGGGAUCCUCCAACGCGACGAACCUGACACCAAAGACUCCGCUCAUGACCCUUGAUGACUUCUCGUUCCCAUCCCACCUUAACAGACUGUUGGGAACGUCGGAGGCGGCUAACGAGGCCGCCAGGCGCCGCAGUGUGGAUACGGGUGGUCUUGCAUUGGCCUUCGACCGCGCAUCCAAGAGGAUGGAGACAAUCGAUGGGUCUGGUGAAUCCGUGGAAGACACGUCGAACCACAUCAAUGUUGUCGCAGGCGAACACGAGCAGGAGGUCGCCGACGGGAACAGUUCUACCCAGUUCGCCGAGGUCCUUGGGGACAUGUACAACCAGACCAUGACGUCCAUCGACGUGCAGAUGGGCGACUACGAUGAGUUUGCAGCACCCUUGUCGCGAGAAGAUCGUGUGCGCCUUGUCGACAUUCUGGACAACUGGGGUUUCCGCCCUCAUCAGCUCAACCAGAGGGACCUCUUCCGCAUCGCUUGUCUCCUCUUCCAGUCCGUGCUCAGCAUGGAUGGCGUCGCCCAACUUGGACUCAGUUUCAACGCUAUGAAGAAGUGGCUCUUCGCCGUCCGCGCCAUCUACCAUGCUCCAAACCCUUACCACAACUACGUCCACGCGAUUGACGUCCUGCAGGCGACGUACCUAUUCCUAGCCCGCAUCAACGUCGCUCCGCCGUUUGUGUGGCUCCGUGACCUGCAUCCCGGAUCAACACCACCGUGGAAGCGUUCGUCCGAGGCAGAGCGGCCAUCUAUGGGUCGCGGCACGGCCAGAGCUCGCGAGAUCCUGCGACCGCAAGAUGUGCUGGCAAUCGUCAUCGCCGCAAUGGGUCACGAUGUCGGUCACCCGGGAUUGAGCAACGCCUUCAUGAAAAACGCCAAGGUGCCUCUGUCCGUCGUCUACGACGACAAGUCGGUGCUCGAGAACAUGCACUGCAUGCUCACCGUGCAGCUUCUGCGCAAGCAUGGCUUCGGGUUCCUCCUCGCGUCCCCAACGAUGGCGCAAGCGGCCGAGCACCCAGCCCGCGCCAAGCUCGACACCCGAGGUUUCCGUCGCGUACUGUACAGUGCGAUCCUGGCGACCGACAUGAGCCUCCACUUUGCGUGGAUCCAUCGGCUGAAGGAGCUCGGCGAGAUCGUGCGUGGCAUCGAGCCGCUCGAGCGCGACCAGCUCGUUGAGGAGGACCGCAUCAUGGUGUGCCAGGCGCUAAUAAAAUGCGCGGACAUCAGUAACCCCUCACGCCCAAUGGACGUCUCGGAGCACUGGUCGGUGGUGCUCCUCGACGAGUGGGGCAAACAGGCGUCCCUGGAGGAGGAGCUCGGGCUGCCCGUCUCGGUCGUCGCCGGCGUUGACGCGCGCUUACAGGCCAAGGGUCAGAUUGGCUUCAUUGACUUAUUCACACAUCCGCUAUUCCGCGCGGCUGCCGAUGUGCUUCCCGAACUCGAGAGUCUGGCCGAAAGUGUAAUAGCCAACCGCGCAGUGUGGAAGAAGCGCCUCGAGCAGCUCGAGGCUGACGAAGCCGCAAAUGAGUUAUACACGAUGGCUCUCCGCGCUUCUAUCAACGCGCCCCUCCCUGUCGCCGAGGACGACCGCUACGGCUCGCUCUUCCCUCUCAUACUCCCCCAGAAGCUCGUCGCACAGAGCACCGGCGGUUCGUCGCCUAAAGCGUCCCCACCCGCGUCGCCUGCGACUGUGGCUCGCGCCCCGCCGUCCCCAAUCGCGCACGCGCAAGCCUUCCGCGCCGUCUACCGCGACGAGGUCAAGGAGCGCUCGCUGCUCGAACGACACCUCCUCGCACUCACUGGCUUUGACCCAGCCUCACAAGGCCGCCGGAUGUCCACCCCCGAUGCGCUGCUUGUUCGCAGCAAGCCGUAA